GUCCCACCAUGGCUCCGCACGACGAGGACGUCCAAAAAACAGAGUGCCGGGAGAACCGGGAGGGCAAGCAGAAGCUGUUCUCCUUCCGCUCCCUGCUCCGGAAGAGCCGCAGCAGCCGCUCCGCGGGAGAGGCGGCACGGACCGACGCCGCCCGCCCGACCGUGCCGGCGUCCAAAUCCUGCGACGCACGUUUGACCGUCGCCACGGAAACGACGGACCGGCGCUCAAAGACGUACCUGCUCUGGAAGCUGCUGCCACCCGCCCGGGAAAAAGGGCGGUUUCCGGUCUCCCGACGAGAGGAUGCGGUUGAGGACGUCCUUCAGCUGCAGCGACGUGUGUGACGCCGGCACUCUGAAGAGCGACGUGAGGGCGUCGGAGAGCACCGACGUCCUGGACCGGAUCCGGGAGUGGGGGCCGGCCCGGUCGAACCGGUACCCCCCGCCUCUCCGGUCCGGGCGACCUCUCCGCCCCGGUGACCGAGGACUCUUGCGCGCUGCAUCGGGUGAUGUGCAAGUUGUGUCUGACGAUGGUUCCCGCCUGCUGGAUGUACACUCUCCAAGAUUGUAGCUGUACUUUUUGUCUGACAUGUCUCCAACAGUACCUGAGGAUCAACAUCAGGGAAGGGAACGUGACCGUCACUUGUCCCGAUGCAGAUUGUAUCAUCACGGGAAAAAUCUUAAUUUCAGAAGAAAAAGCUCUAUUCGGGGAAAUAGCUGGAGAGGACGCAUACUACAUGUUUGAGAGGUACAAACUAAAUUUAGAUGUGGAACUGGAUCCCAACCGUGUGUGGUGUCCUUCUGUGGGUUGUGAGACCAUCUGCUCUUUUCGACCGUCCCCCGAUCCGAACCUGGGAGUCUGUGUCUUCUGCAUCUCAUGUAGGACCAAGUUUUGCUCCCUCUGUAAGCUGGGCUAUCAUGGAGCUGCGAGUUGUGAAGACGCCAGGAAAAACUCAAAUGAAGAAAUCGAGUUUUCUGCAAGUGACGACGAGAGUCCAAUCAAACGAUGUCCCAAUUGCCGGAUCCCGAUAGAAAAGGACGACGGUUGUGCCCAGAUGAUGUGCUACAGAUGCAAGCACGUCUUCUGCUGGCACUGCCUCGCAUCGUUAGAUGACGAUUUCCUGUUACGCCACUACGACAAGGGUCCGUGUCGAAACAAAUUGGGCCAUUCCAGAGCUUCCAUGAUAUGGCACAGAACCCAGGUGGUGGGCAUCUUUGCCGGCUUCAGCUUCCUCCUCUUGAUGGCCUCUCCUUUUCUGCUGCUGGCGGCACCCUGUUUCUUCUGCUGCCGAUGCAAGAACAGGUUCUUCUACGAGGAGGCCACACCCCUCUGA
Uloborus diversus is the source of this 1330-nucleotide messenger RNA. RefSeq names its product probable E3 ubiquitin-protein ligase RNF144A-A. The coding region runs from base 506 to 1330 and encodes 274 amino acids. Gene Ontology annotation, cellular component: cytoplasm; ubiquitin ligase complex. Gene Ontology annotation, biological process: protein polyubiquitination; positive regulation of proteasomal ubiquitin-dependent protein catabolic process; ubiquitin-dependent protein catabolic process. Gene Ontology annotation, molecular function: ubiquitin conjugating enzyme binding; zinc ion binding; ubiquitin protein ligase activity. The transcript has 9 exons. Lineage: Eukaryota; Metazoa; Arthropoda; Arachnida; Araneae; Uloboridae. The record is from RefSeq and is a predicted model, not a curated record.